AUGGCCACGAUCAAGGUCAAGCUCGCGGUAGAAAUGCCUCGCAACCGCGUGUUGUUCGUCGACGCGGGCUCUGACUUCGUCGACAUCUUCCUUAGCUUCCUCACGUUGCCACUCUCGGCCGUCCAUAUCUGCGCAGGCGCGUCAUCGCCGGGUUGUCUCUCCAACCUCUGCGACAGCGUGAACCGUUUCAGGGACAGCAAACUGUUGAAGGGUGAGGCGUGCCAUGGCCUUGUUCUCAGGCCUUCGCACGCCCAAGAGUUCAAGUUCCACUACGCAACGUUUAUCAAGAACCAGCAGAGUUUACAGGGAGACGAUUCGUCAUGCAGGUGUUGGGAAGCCAUGGCUAGAAUGGUGCAUGCGUACACCCAAGUAACAGGGACAGAAACAUUUCUCACGCGGAAAGAACGAUUUGUGAUCACCGAUGACGGCGUGAUCAAGCCGGCGUCCACGAGCAGUAUGUUUGCUCUGCUUCAGAAGUUCAGUGCUGAUGGGAUUGUCCCUGUCUUUGAGGAGCUCGAAGUGUGCGUCAGCUGGGCAGAGGUUGUUAGUUUGCUAAAGACAUGUGUCCACUCGGAUACAGUAUUCACCGAUGUCUUUUUAUCAAAGGAAAUCGAUGGUGUUUGUCGUAGAAUUCCGAAACCGAGCAUCAGGCCGACAGUUCUGCGGAAGUCGGACAAAGAUUCAGUUUCUUCACCACGGUGCAACAUCAAGCUUCUCUUCGACGGCCAGGAGGGGAAGGUCCUAUAUGCGGAGUGCAAGCACGAGUUCGUCAACCUGCUGUUUAGCUUCCUUACAUUCCCAAUAGGGUGUAUGAUCAAGAACUUGGGUGGUGGCACUUGCCAUCUAGGCUGCAGCUUGGACAAUCUGUACAGCAGUGCUAUGGAUCUCGACGCCGCUGCGUACCUAACGGGGCUCGACUUCACCAGAGAUACGUUGCUAGAUCCGAGCAUUGCCCCGUUCAAAGUGGAAGACAACGGCUCCGUGCAGGCUGUCCCGGUCCCGGAGUGGUACUACAUGUGUAAAGUUCCAGCUUGCCAAUGUAGGCCGCCGAACAGGAAAUGUUCAGUCUGCGACCCUGAGUUCGUCAGAGACGGCACAUACAUUGUGGACGACGAGCUGUUCGUACACCAGGCUUCUGCCAUGUCGGUGAUGAAGCAUUGGUGCCGGAGAGACAGGGCGAAUUUCGUGGAGAUGGACAUUACCGUCGGGAAACAGGAGGCUGUUGCUCUGCUGCGAGCCGCGUUUACUUCCAAGACGGCGCUGACUGAUGUCUUUGGCAGUAGGAUGGAUAAAAAACCGCCUCUUUUGCAGCCCUUGCCACCUUGCAAAAUGAAAAAUUCAUCGUCCUAUUCCCUGCAGCAGAUGCAGAUCUUUGUCAAGAUGCCCACUGGUAAGACCAUAACCCUGGAAGUUGCGAGCAUCGACACCAUUGACACUGUCAAAGCCAAGAUUGAGAAUAAGGUCGAAGUUCCCGAGGGAUAUCGUCACGAGCUGGUCUACGGUGGGAAAUAUCUGAAGGACUCGAAGACUGUUGCUGAUUACAGCCUUGUGAAAGAGUGCAUCGUCCACUGCGCAUUUUACAUGGAGGGGAGCUGUGAAACUAUAACAAGGGUAUAUCAGUACACCAUGUAA
Molecule: messenger RNA, 1632 nt
Organism: Lolium rigidum
Lineage: Eukaryota; Viridiplantae; Streptophyta; Magnoliopsida; Poales; Poaceae
Exons: 4
Coding region: 1-1632 (543 amino acids)
Molecular function (GO): protein binding
Source: RefSeq, a predicted model, not a curated record